Camellia sinensis is the source of this 1937-nucleotide messenger RNA. NCBI's taxonomy places the organism in Eukaryota, Viridiplantae, Streptophyta, Magnoliopsida, Ericales, Theaceae. The record is from RefSeq and is a predicted model, not a curated record.
CAUAUUACGGUUCUCAGAAACCAAACCAUACCGGUCGUCGUCUGAUUUAUUUCCCUCUCUUCUAUUUUCUCUUCUCUCUCUCUCUCUCUGUCUCUCUCUCAAUCAAACAAGCGAAUCGUAUACACCUCUACGUGGUGUGUUGUGGUGUGGCGUGUUUUCUAUCUCUCUGACCCCAAAUCUUGAAUUUAUUUGAGGGAUUUGAACUGUCACUUUUACGGUGAAUCGUCUCAAGGCAUAAGGACGCGUCUUAGGUUGGAGUUGUUGCGUUGCGUACUCGGGCUUUGCGAAUGUUAUAGACUUACAGGGAAGGAAGGGAAGGAAGUUAUUCAUUGAUUGUGAUCAGGUCGGCGUCUUGGGUGACAUUUCUAUCAUGUUCUGCUGUGGAUAUUUUUGAUAAUUUGUGCCAAUGGCGGCUGAUCAGAGGAAGAAACGAUUGACCACUGCCAGCGUUACUAGUUUUCAAGAGAAGGGCAGAGAAAAAAAGAAGAAAUUUGGGUUGCUACAAUGUGAUUUAAAUGUGCGAUCCAAUAUUUCUCUCAAGUGGGAUGACAAGAGGAAGAGUGUUGUUGCCAAGAGGGAGCAAAUUAGCUUAAAACGGAGAGACUUGGUUCCAUUCAUUGAUUAUGUUCCUCAUUGCCACAAUAUAUUGGCAGAUGUUCUUGGUGUUCCUCAUGAAAUUUUUGAGUUGGACAAUUUAAAAGAGGUGCUCUCUUACGAGGUUUGGAAGACUCAUUUAUCUGAAAAUGAGAGAAAUUAUCUUAUGCAGUUUCUUCCUAUGGGAGCUGAGAUGCAUCAAGUUGUCCAAGAAUUGUUUGCGGGGGAUAACUUUCACUUUGGAAAUCCUUUUAUCAAAUGGGGUGAUUCUCUUUGUUCUGGUAACCUUCAUCCUGAUGCUGUUCUUCAUCAGGAACAAUGUUUCAAGACAAGUAAGAAAUCAUAUUACUCAGAGUUAAAGAAGUAUCAUAAGGGCAUGGUUGGUAAUUUACUGACUUGGAAGGAAACAUGGGCUAGCUGCAAGGAUCCUGAGAAGGAAAUUGUGCGCAAGAUAUGGAGGUCUAGAAAGCAAGUUGAGAGAAAUAUGUCUACUGAUGCAAAUGAAUAUAGAUUUCAUGAUGCUGAGGGCGACUUUGCAGCCAUGUCUGAAUCUGGUUCUUGGGCUACUGACGAGAAAGCAGGUAGUAGUAGUGAUGACCAGAACUUAAUGAGGAAGCAUGGAGAACUGCAAACACGUUUUACUUGGUGCACCUGUCAUGAAGGAGUUGUGUUUGGUGUUGUGAUCUACAGAAAAGGCUUCAUGGGGGACAAAUGUGAUAAUUCAUCAGCUGGGCUUAACAUGGUAGCAAGACCUAGAAAAGGAGAAAGGCUGCACAAGCAAAAUAUGCUGUGUGGUGAUGGUUCCAAAUAUAUGUCUUACAUCAAGGUUAGCAAGGAGCAGCAUCAACUUGUUAGGAGUAGUAUGAAGAAUUCCAGUAAUAGCAUUCAAUCUAGGUCUCUUAAUCAUGUUUUGGGUAACCUCUAUACUUUUCAUGUCCAACCAUUUGAAGUAUUUGAGAAAGAAGAGCGGAAAAAGUUGCAUGAGCAUUGGCUGCAGUUGGUAAACAGAGAUCUUCCAGUAGCAUUUGCGAACUGGAGAACUUGGCAGAUAAAGAAAUGGCAAAUGGUUCAAUCUUUGGACCGAGAAAUUGAAGAAAAUUUAAAGUCAGUUAAGGAGGAUGAGGAGAAAGAGACUGCUCUUAAUAUGCUGCUUGAUUUGACAGAUAAUAGAGCAGCAGACUUUGAAGCGACCAUUACAGUGGAGGUUGAAGAGAAAGGGACUUCAGACAGCUUGAUUCAAGAGCACAUAGAUGAUGGAGCAGAAAAUCAUAAUCCUGACAUUGCAUUAGAGGUUUGUGCUUUUUAGUCCUUGCUUUUGCUGUGUUUUAUUGAGAGUGGAUAUC